Molecule: messenger RNA, 1559 nt
Organism: Eutrema salsugineum
Lineage: Eukaryota; Viridiplantae; Streptophyta; Magnoliopsida; Brassicales; Brassicaceae
Product: F-box/FBD/LRR-repeat protein At3g51530
Exons: 4
Coding region: 111-1451 (446 amino acids)
Molecular function (GO): protein binding
Source: RefSeq, a predicted model, not a curated record
CAUUACUACUUGUCGUUUGCUUUUGGAGUGUGUAAUAGUAAUACGAUAGGAGAAUUUGGGGAACGAACGAAUCUGAAGAAUCUACACAAGCAAAGCAGUUUCUGUAGAAAAUGGAACAAUGCGGUGAAAGAUUGAAAAAGCACGGUGUUGUGAGUGAGGACAGAAUCAGUGAGUUGCCUGAACAGUUGAUUCUGCAGAUAUUGUCUUUACUCCCAACAAAACUCGUCAUAGCCACAAGUGUUUUGUCUAAGCGAUGGAGGUCUGUUUGGAAAAUGGUGCCGAUUCUCCAGUUUGAAUCUAACAGUAACAUACCUGAAUUUUCAGAGAAUGUUUGCAAGACUCUGCUUUCUCAUAAAGCUCCAGUUUUGGAGAAGCUGCAUCUGAAAGUUAAAAGAUGUGAGGAUGUAUAUAUUGGAAUAUGGGCUGGAAUUGCAAUUACACGCCAUGUGCGUGAGUUGGUACUCGAUCUUGAUUUAAUUUCUGGUAAACCAGUCAGAUUCCCGAGUAGCUUGUAUUGUUUUGAUACACUUGAGACCUUGAAGCUCAAGAAUUCCGUUAUUCUGGAUGUUCCUUGUCUGGUUUCUAUGAAGUCUCUUAAAACUCUUCACCUUCAUUCUGUGGUGUACCAAAACGAUGAAACUGUCCGUAACCUUUUCUCUAGCUGUCCUAAUCUUGAACAUUUGGUCCUGCAUCGAGGUUUCAACUAUAAUGUUCUAGUGAAGAUCGUUAUUGAGGCUCCAUCUCUGAAGACACUAUUGCUUAACGACGAUUACAGGUGUGGACGAGUGGAUGGAGGCUAUGUGAUAAACGCUCCUUCUUUGGAAUACUUGAGUAUUGAAAGGUUAAAAGGCUAUGAGUUUUGUUUCAUUGAGAAUGCGUCCGAGCUAGUUGAGGCAAAUAUUGAAGACGUUUCUCAUAUAGCCAAUCAGGUGAUUAUGGGCUCUCUCAAGUCAGCCAAACGUCUUUCCUUGGAUUUAUCACCUUUGCAGAUUACAUAUCCUGCUAGAACAAUCUUCUAUCAACUGGUUUGUCUAGAGAUGUGUACACAUAAAGUGGAGUGGUGGAAUCUGCUUACGCUGAUGCUUGAUAGCUCGCCUAAACUACAAGUCCUAAAGCUCAUUGAUCAUUCGUCUGAUAAGCAAAAUCUGGUUUCUAACAAGAAAAAUAUGGAGCCGGGGAAAUGGAACCAACCAGAGGAUGUCCCUGAAUGUCUCUUGUCCCAUUUGGAGACAUUUGUGUGGACAAGACCCGAUUGGAUAAGAGAAGAAGAGAAAGAAGUGGCUAGAUAUAUUCUAAGCAACGCAAGACAGUUGAAGAAGGCAACGUUUUCCUUAGAUCACAUUGAAUCGAAAAGGCUCUUCAAGUUGGCAAAAAGACAACAGAUGCUCAACGAAUUGCCUGGUGUGGUCAGGGCUUCUGAUUCAUGCGACCUUGUGUUUGAAUAUGAAUGAUCUUAUAUAUAUGUGAGACUCGUUUUAUCAUAUACAGCUUUUACUCUACAUGUUGUUCGUUUAAUGUGUUUUAGAGGGAUUUAUAUCUGGUUUUUGGAUUUCAAAUUA